Penicillium verhagenii is the source of this 1473-nucleotide messenger RNA. Its product is annotated as PP2C family serine/threonine-protein phosphatase. Lineage: Eukaryota; Fungi; Ascomycota; Eurotiomycetes; Eurotiales; Aspergillaceae. Gene Ontology annotation, biological process: protein dephosphorylation. The transcript has a single exon. The record is from RefSeq and is a predicted model, not a curated record. Gene Ontology annotation, molecular function: protein serine/threonine phosphatase activity. Bases 1 to 1473 code for a protein of 490 amino acids.
AUGUUAUUGGGCCCAGCUCGAACGCGACUACGCGUGACCACAACAUCAAGUCUACGGGCGCGGGCAAAGAAUCCAUAUUCGAGUAGGGGCUCUAGCUCAGGCUUAGACUCAUUCUCGAACGCGAUGAUAUAUAUGAUGGUUGCCGGCGUAGUCGGUACGCCAGGACUUUGGUGGUUGGUAAAUACUCUCGACGAUGCGACGAGAGACGAUGCCCCACAAAUUGAAAAUCCUCCAAGCAAGCACUGGAAUGUUGAACCAGGUCCUUCUAAAGACCAAGUGACCCGUAUCAUUUCGCAAGGAGCAUAUUCAUUUCUGGUCCGAAACGUUGCCGGCAUCAGCAGAUAUGAUGGUGCUCAGUUAGCUUCUAAUAGCCCGUGCGAGGAUCAGUUCACCCAUGGUAAAUUUCCUUCACCAUGGAAAGAAGGCAACCAAUGGAUGGCCUGGGCUGUCUUUGAUGGCCAUUCGGGCCUGCAAACAUCAGAAUUGCUAAAGAAGGAACUUCUCCCUUUUGUCCGGCACAGCCUGGGUCAAAUAAAGCUAUCCUCAGCCUCAAACACCGCACCAGAGGAGUUAGUGCACUGUGCUAUCAUCAAAGGUUUUACCGACCUCGAUGAUUCCAUUAUAAAAACCGCUCAGGAUACGGCUCAAAGUGAAGGAUCGUUGCAGGAGAAAGUAAAGAAACUAUCCCCCGGUUAUUCUGGCUCAUGCGCUUUGCUCUCCAUGUACGAUUCCACCACAGGCACACUGCAUGUAGCAUGUACUGGUAAUUCGAGGGCUGUUUUGGGGCAGCAAAUGCCAGACGGAAGGUGGAAAGCAAUACCAUUAUCAGUAGAUCAGACUGGCAAGAACGAAGAAGAAAUUGCCAGGCUUCACAAAGAGCACCCGGAUGAAGGAGAUAUGAUUAAAAAUGGACGGGUGUUAGGAAUGGCGGUCUCACGAGCCUUUGGUGAUGGACAGUGGAAGUGGCCUCUUGGAUUCCAGAAGGAUGUGCAACGAAGAUUUUAUGGUCCACCGCCGCUGGUGCCAAGAUACAACAUUCGAACGCCCCCCUAUUUGACGGCUGAACCGGUCGUGACAAGUAUCAAGAUCGACCCUGGGAAUCCUUCAUUCCUGAUCAUGGCAACAGAUGGCUUGUGGGAUAUGCUCUCUAGUCAGCAGGCAGUAGAUCUAGUGGGGAAAUGGUUGGAAUUCAAACCGACUGAGAAGAGGAACAGCAAGCUAGAGCCAACAUAUGAACCAUUCGACUUCGGCCAAUUCUGGAAUGGAGUAAGCUGGAAGUUCGUGACGGGCAGAACAAUAGUCCAAGAUGACAACGUUGCUGUUCAUCUGGUGCGAAACUCACUAGGUGGAAAUCAUCACGAGUUGAUAGCAGGUCGACUCGCCUUCAGCUUUCCAUCCUCCCGUCGUCUACGCGACGAUACCACAGUGCAGGUGGCUUUCUUUAAUUCCCCAGAUCUUGGAAAAGAAAAGUAG